UUCUCGUCAUGAGGAGGAACAUCUGUAGUCACAUGACUGGAUACAUUCACAGGGGUUCAUCCAGUAUUUUCUCUAACAUACCUGAUAAACAUGCCUACCACACAGCAGUCACCCCAGGAUGAGCAGGAGAAGCUUUUGGAUGAAGCAGUGCAGGCAGUGAAGGUUCAGUCAUUUCAAAUGAAGCGCUGUCUGGACAAGAACAAGCUAAUGGAUGCCCUGAAACAUGCCUCAAAUAUGUUGGGGGAGUUGAGGACUUCGAUGCUUUCUCCCAAGAGCUACUAUGAACUCUACAUGGCUAUCUCAGAUGAGCUGCAUUACUUGGAGGUGUAUUUGACAGAUGAGUUUGCCAAAGGUCGCAAAGUGGCUGACCUCUAUGAGCUUGUUCAGUAUGCAGGAAACAUCAUCCCCAGACUGUACCUGUUGAUAACUGUCGGAGUGGUGUACGUUCGCUCUUUUCCCCAAUCACGCAAAGACAUUCUAAAGGACCUGGUGGAGAUGUGUCGAGGGGUGCAGCAUCCUCUACGGGGUCUGUUCCUCAGAAACUACCUGCUGCAGUGCACGCGCAACAUCCUGCCCGAUGAUGGAGAGCAGGCUGAGGAGGAGAUGACUGGAGACAUUAAUGACUCCAUUGACUUUGUACUGCUGAAUUUCGCUGAGAUGAAUAAACUUUGGGUGCGAAUGCAGCAUCAGGGACACAGUCGGGACCGGGAAAAGAGAGAGAAGGAGAGACAGGAGCUACGUAUCCUCGUAGGGACCAAUCUGGUCCGACUGAGCCAACUGGAAGGAGUCAAUGUGGAAAAGUACAAACAGAUUGUGCUAUCUGGGAUCUUGGAGCAGGUGGUCAACUGUAGAGAUUCUCUAGCACAAGAAUAUCUUAUGGAGUGCAUAAUACAGGUCUUUCCAGAUGAGUUUCACCUGCAGACGCUGAACCCAUUCCUUCGCUCGUGUGCCGACCUGCACCAAAACGUCAACGUGAAGAACAUCAUUAUUGCCCUGAUUGACAGAUUGGCUUUGUUUGCUCACAGAGAAGAUGGCCCUGGAAUCCCUGCUGAGAUCAAGUUAUUUGACAUUUUCUCACAGCAAGUGGCGACUGUCAUACAGUCACGUCAGGACAUGCCAUCUGAGGAUGUUGUUUCAUUGCAAGUGUCUCUUAUAAACCUGGCUAUAAAGUGCUACCCUGAUCGUGUGGACUAUGUGGACAAAGUGUUAGAGAGUACUGUGGAAAUCUUCAACAAACUCAACCUGGAACACAUCGCCACCAGCAGCGCCGUAUCUAAGGAGCUGACCAGGCUGCUGAAGAUCCCUGUGGACACGUACAAUAAUAUCCUCACUGUGCUGCAGCUCAAGCAUUUUCCCCCGCUCUUCGAGUACUUCGAUUAUGAGUCGCGCAAAAGCAUGAGCUGUUACGUGCUGAGCAACAUCUUGGAGUACACCACCACCAUAGUGGCACAAGAUCAGGUUGAUGCAAUCUUAAACCUGGUGUCAACACUGAUCCAAGACCAGCCAGAUCAGCCAGCCGAGGAUCCCGACCCAGAGGACUUUGCAGAGGAACAGAGUCUAGUGGGCCGCUUCAUUCAUUUGCUGCAUUCAGACGACCCUGAUCAGCAGUAUCUGAUUUUAAACACAGCCAGGAAACACUUUGGCGCUGGAGGGAACCAGCGCAUUCGACACACUCUGCCCCCGCUGGUGUUCGCUGCUUAUCAACUGGCCUUCCGCUACAAAGAGAACUCCUCCUCGGAUGAUAAAUGGGAAAAGAAAUGUCAGAAGAUUUUCUCAUUCGCCCAUCAGACCAUCAGCGCUCUGAUCAAAGCAGAGCUGGCGGAGUUGCCCCUAAGGCUUUUUCUCCAGGGGGCUCUGGCUGCCGGAGAGAUCGGCUUUGAGAAUCACGAAACCGUUGCCUACGAGUUCAUGUCUCAGGCGUUCUCCCUGUACGAGGAUGAGAUCAGCGACUCAAAGGCUCAGCUGGCCGCCAUCACCUUGAUCAUUGGCACAUUCGAGCGCACCAAGUGCUUCAGCGAAGAGAACCACGAGCCCCUGCGCACCCAGUGCGCGCUGGCCGCCUCCAAACUGCUAAAGAAGCCCGACCAGUGCCGUGCUGUCAGCAUCUGUGCCCACCUGUUCUGGUCUGGACGCAACACCGACAAGGGCGGAGAAGAGAUUCGUGAUGGGAGGAGAGUGAUGGAAUGCCUGAAGAAGGCUCUGAAGAUCGCCAACCAGUGCAUGGACCCGUCUUUGCAAGUUCAGCUCUUCAUUGAGAUCCUCAACAGAUACAUCUGCUUUUAUGAGCGGGAGAACGAUGCGGUGACGGUUCAAGUACUGAAUCAGCUGAUUCAGAAGAUCCGCGAGGAUCUUCCAAACCUGGAGGCCAGCGAAGAGACGGAGCAGAUUAACAAACACUUCCACAAUACACUGGAGCACCUGCGUCUGCAGAGGGAGUCACCCGAGUCUGAGGGACCUGCUUACGAGGGGCUGGUGCUGUAGGGGUGCCACGCAUCUACAUUUAUAUAUGUGUACACACGCAUAGAGAGAUAUAAGUAUAUGCCCACAUGUGCACACCAGGGUAUUCCAGCCAGGGUAAAACAAAGCCAAAUCCACCUGCCUCUUCACUCAUUCCUCUCAUUGCUCAUAUUUAGUCUUUUCUUCCUCUACCUCUCUCUCUCUCUCUGACUCCCUCCCUCUUUAUCUUGUGCGCUGUUUCAUCGUGAAUUCUUCAGAGAACACUGUAUGCAUUGCACUUACUUUGCGCUUCUUUCAGAUUACUUUUUCCUCCUGAUGACAUUGUUGCCAUACUCUAAAGAAAUUAGUAAAAGUAAAAAAAAAUAGUUGCAUCACCACUGCCCUGCAGUCCAAACAGGAGGAAAAAAUUCACUUUAUUGAGCCAUGCAUUGUUAUGGUCUUUGUUUUGGAGGACCUGCACUUGAGUCUUUAUUUUUCAGCAUUAGUAUUUUAAAUGUCACGAUGAGUUAGAGACAUUUGUGUAACUAACAAAAGGUCUUGAUUCGCUGCAUUUUUUUUUAAACACACCUUUUACUCUUCGGCAGAAACUUUGGUGGAGUGGGGCAGUGUGUUAACUAAUACAUGAAAUGGGUGAACAUGUGUAUAGACUCUGUUAAUGAAUGAGUAGCUGUGGCUGUGAAUCAAAAAAAAAACAUUGUCAGAAGCCUUGUUAUUUGAACUAUCUCUUGCAUUGUGUCUUCUUUUUUGAAUUAUGAUUCCCCUUCCUUUCAUAUAUUGUAUGUAUAAUCUAAUUGUAAAUCAGUUAAAACAAAGUAUCAUUGAUUUCAUGACAUUUGCACAAAUAAAAAUGAUAUUAACCCCA
Molecule: messenger RNA, 3319 nt
Organism: Paramisgurnus dabryanus
Lineage: Eukaryota; Metazoa; Chordata; Actinopteri; Cypriniformes; Cobitidae
Gene: vps35
Product: VPS35 retromer complex component
Biological process (GO): retrograde transport, endosome to Golgi; intracellular protein transport
Cellular component (GO): late endosome; retromer, cargo-selective complex; retromer complex
Source: RefSeq, a predicted model, not a curated record